CGUACGAACGAUCGAUACUCAGUCUUGUUUCAGCCUUACUACGCGUCGCUUCUUCGAUCGCCGUGAAAUUAGUAAUUGAAUUUAGCACAUUCGUUCGAGAUCGAAUAUCCAAAUCAGACAUGAAGUUCUACCUGCUGCUUAUCGCCGCCGUGUCGUUUUUGACCUACAUUAGCUGUGGCCUGCCCGAAACUCAACCGAAAAGCUCCGUUCCCCUCGCUCCAUUCACAGAUGGCUGUAUCCAGUGCAACUCCAAGGACAACGAGCGCUGCGCCACCAAUCCGCUAAGCCUGCUCAACAGGAACUGCUCCGACGGAUCCUCCGACUGCUACUCCCGCGUCCUGGAUGGCUACACGAUCCGCGGCUGUGCCGUUGACCUGAACAACGCGACCCGGAGCACGUGCAACAACGAGCUGGUGUGCCAGAUCUGCUACUCGAGCGCCGGCUGCAACAAGAACAUCUUCCCGAUGACGCGGGCGCAGUGCCUGCAGUGCUCCGGCAACUCGACGUCCUCGGAGUGCGCCAGGGACAACUACAGCGAGGUGAAGAUCUGCCCGAUCUACAAGUUCGGCGACCAGUGCUACAUCCGCAACAGCAACCGCACCGUCGACGGGUCCUUCCAGCGCGGCUGCCUCACCUCCGCCCAGUCGAACAAGCAGUGCGUGAAGAGCGGCAACUGCUACGUCUGCGAGGGACGCGGCUGCAACUUCCUCAACGCCAACGACACCCUCAUCCCGCUGGCCCGCGACUCCGGUGUCUCCGUGGUCCUCUCCACAUCCCUUCUGCUCGCCGGCCUUCUGGCCGCCUGGAGGCUCUAAGGAAUGCGAAAAGCACGAGUCCAUGGAUGAAAGUCAGUCCUCCCACCAUUCCAGCUCCCAAAGACUUCGUCCUCUGCAUUAAACGUUUCAAUUCAGCAUUACAGCAUCACAAUUGAUUUAAUCUUUUUUUUACACAACUCUGUCUUUGUUAUGUCUUUGCCUUGAACAAAAAUAAAGAUACAAUUUUGAUGAGACAUAAAGGAA
This is a messenger RNA of Drosophila ficusphila, 1019 nucleotides long. RefSeq lists its product as uncharacterized. NCBI's taxonomy places the organism in Eukaryota, Metazoa, Arthropoda, Insecta, Diptera, Drosophilidae. The transcript is spliced from 3 exons. The record is from RefSeq and is a predicted model, not a curated record. The coding region runs from base 120 to 815 and encodes 231 amino acids.